This is a messenger RNA of Magallana angulata, 1133 nucleotides long. Its product is annotated as integumentary mucin C.1-like. Gene Ontology annotation, cellular component: plasma membrane. Gene Ontology annotation, biological process: protein processing. The coding region runs from base 390 to 1133 and encodes 247 amino acids. The record is from RefSeq and is a predicted model, not a curated record. The transcript is spliced from 2 exons. Gene Ontology annotation, molecular function: metalloendopeptidase activity. NCBI's taxonomy places the organism in Eukaryota, Metazoa, Mollusca, Bivalvia, Ostreida, Ostreidae.
UAAUCAAAAACUAAAAUUUAAUAUUAGAUUUACCAGCAAAUGAUCCUGAAGUACAUUAUCUUUUUAGAUAUUGACAUUUGUAAUCCUUCUGCCCUGUAACAUAGCGGCCUGUUUACAAACCACAAAUGAUAUGUAUACUUCACCUACCGUACCUUUAAAGUGCACAUAAAAUUCAUCAAACGGAAAACUGCUUCCUAUUAAUAGUGUUUUAGCCCGAAGGUCUGCCAAAAUUUGUCUUAGGAGAAGAAACAAGCCUAUCCUUUGAUAAACACAACUUAUAUGCUACUAAAAUGGACAGACUAUAAGAACCUUUAAAGAGUAGCAGAAAUUAAAAACUAUUAUGUAUCGCCUGUGAUUAUGACGUCUACUGUGAUGUCUUUCAUUUUGUCAUGCAGGGGGCGAGUUCAUUAACAUCGUCUGACAGUGCAAUACAAGGACCAAUGCAGCAGUCUGCGGCAAUACCUGAAUCAGUUUCAACCAAAGAUAAUGCGUUAUUUACGUCAUCCACGCAAGCUGUAACACCAAAGAUAACAACCAAAGCAAAUAUUGCUCCAACAACAAAACCACCACCACCAACAACAACAACGACAACAACAACGACGACAACAAUCACAACACAAUCAACAACAACAACUACUACUACUACUAAAAGACCUACGACCAAAACAACAACAACAACCACAACACCUCGUCCAACAACAACGAGCACUGCGUCAUCUACUACGUCAGAACCCAGAACCACAACGAGGUUGACAACUAAAACACUGACAACAGCGCCGCCUACAACAUUGGCACCUUCGUCAGAUCCGGUGCUUUGUGACGACACAUACUGUAGCACGCUGUCGUACGAGAUGUUGGGACGAAUGAACACGUCAGUCGAUCCCUGCACGGACUUCUAUAGCUACUCAUGUGGUGCUUGGAUCUCCGGUAGAAAAAUCCUCCUGGAUAUGAAUGUCAUUGAUCAGGACAGAAAUUCAGUGCUGAGUGAUGCCAAGUUGAAUCUUAAGCAAAAAAUUAGAGAGAUGCUUGAAGAAGGAGUCUUGUUCGGGGAUUCGGAAUAUUUGAUAGCCGCGAAGCUUCACUAUCAGAGCUGUAUGGAUUCAAACACUCGUUUUGAUAGUGGUCAAGGUUAG